Molecule: messenger RNA, 3270 nt
Organism: Oenanthe melanoleuca
Lineage: Eukaryota; Metazoa; Chordata; Aves; Passeriformes; Muscicapidae
Gene: ACE2
Product: angiotensin converting enzyme 2
Exons: 18
Coding region: 157-2589 (810 amino acids)
Biological process (GO): proteolysis
Cellular component (GO): plasma membrane
Molecular function (GO): metallopeptidase activity; peptidyl-dipeptidase activity
Source: RefSeq, a predicted model, not a curated record
UUCUCUCCUAUAAUGAAUAAAGCCUAUAAAAGGUCCAGCAAAUUGGAUUCAGCCUUUCUUCUUCACAGUGGCCAUGCUUGAAGGCCGAUGAGGCAGAGGCCAACAGAGAAGCUUACCUGAGGAAACCUGCUUAGUUGAGAGGUUCUCAUCCUGAACAUGAAUAAGUUGGUCCACUUCUGGCUUCUCUGCCACCUGAGCAUUGUUGUGACCCCUCAGGAUGUCACACAAGAAGCCCAAAUAUUUUUAGAAGAGUUUAACAGGAGGGCAGAAAAUAUCAGCUAUGAGAACUCCAUUGCCUCAUGGAACUACAACACCAACAUCACUGAGGAGAAUGCCAAAAAAAUGAGCGAGGCUGGCACCCGGUGGUCGGCGUUCUACGAGGAGGCGUCUGGGAACGCCAGCAGAUUCCCAGCAGACAGCAUCACAGACGACCUCACCAAGCUCCAGAUCCAGAUUCUCCAGGAAAGAGGAUCAUCUGUGCUGUCACCAGAAAAGUACAACAGACUGGGAACUGUGCUAAAUACCAUGAGUACCAUCUACAGCACUGGGACUGUCUGUAAAAUCAACAAUCCAUCUGAGUGUUUGGUGCUGGAGCCAGGUCUGGAUGCUAUUAUGGCUGACAGCACUGAUUAUUAUGAGAGACUGUGGGCCUGGGAAGGCUGGAGAGCUGAUGUUGGCAAAAUGAUGAGACCAUUAUAUGAAGAGUAUGUUGACCUUGAAAAUGAGGUUGCAAGGCUUAAUGGUUACUCUGACUAUGGAGACUACUGGAGAGCAAAUUAUGAAGCACAGUCUCCAGAAAAUUACAAAUACAGCCGUGACCAGCUGAUUGAAGAUGUGGAGAAGACAUUUGAGCAGAUAAAACCUCUGUACGAGCAGCUGCAUGCGUAUGUGAGACACCAGCUGGGGAAAGUGUAUGGCCCUGAGCUCAUCAGCCCCACAGGAGGCCUCCCUGCUCACCUCCUGGGUGAUAUGUGGGGUAGAUUCUGGACAAAUCUGUAUGCCUUGACUGUUCCCUAUCCAGACAAACCAAACAUUGAUGUAACUUCUGCAAUGCUUGAACAGAAUUGGGAUGCAAUUAAAAUAUUCAAAUCUGCUGAGGACUUCUUUGUUUCCAUUGGCCUUUAUGCCAUGACUGAGGGCUUCUGGAACAACUCCAUGCUCAUAGAGCCGACUGACGACAGGAAGGUUGUCUGCCAUCCUACAGCAUGGGACAUGGGCAAAAAUGAUUACAGGAUCAAGAUGUGCACCAAGGUGAGCAUGGAUGACUUCCUGACGGCGCACCACGAGAUGGGGCACAUCGAGUACGACAUGGCCUACGCGGCGCGGCCCUUCCUGCUGCGCGGCGGCGCCAACGAGGGCUUCCACGAGGCCGUCGGCGAGAUCAUGUCUCUGUCUGCGGCCACGCCGCGGCACCUCAAAGCUCUCGGGCUCCUGGAGCCCACUUUCCAGGAUGAUGAAGAAACUGAAAUCAACUUUCUGCUCAAACAAGCACUAACGAUAGUUGGAACAAUGCCUUUUACUUACAUGCUGGAGAAGUGGAGAUGGAUGGUGUUUAGGGGUGAGAUUACAAAGGAGGAAUGGACCAAACGGUGGUGGGAGAUGAAGAGAUCCAUAGUUGGUGUUGUGGAACCAAUCCCUCAUGAUGAAACCUAUUGUGACCCUGCCUCACUGUUUCAUGUGGCCAAUGAUUACUCCUUCAUAAGGUAUUACACCCGUACCAUCUAUCAGUUCCAGUUCCAGGAGGCACUUUGCAAGGAAGCUAACCAUACUGGCCCUCUUCACAAAUGUGACAUUACCAACUCCACUGCAGCUGGGGAGAAACUCAGUAAAUUGCUGGCAUUAGGGAGAUCGAAUCCCUGGACUCAAGCAUUGGAAACUGCAACAGGAGAAAAAUACAUGAAUGCAACUCCCUUGCUCCACUACUUUGAACCUUUAUAUGAGUGGCUGAAGAAAAACAAUUCUGGCAGAUUCGUUGGCUGGAAAACAGACUGGGCUCCAUAUUCUAGUGAUGCCAUCAAAGUGCGCAUCAGCCUGAAGUCAGCCCUGGGGGACCAGGCGUAUGAAUGGGAUGACAGCGAGCUCUUCUUGUUCAAGUCAUCCAUUGCCUAUGCCAUGAGGAAAUACUUUGCAAAGUGGAAGGAACAGGAAGCUGAAUUCGAAAUUAAAGACAUUCAUGUUGGACAGCUGACAGACAGGAUCUCCUUCUACAUUACUGUCAGCAUGCCGGGUAAUGUCACUGAUAUUGUGCCCAAAGCUGAUGUGGAAAAGGCUAUCAGCGAGUCUCGAGGACGAAUCAAUGAGGCUUUCAGACUGGAUGAUAAUACACUGGAGUUUGUGGGAAUACUGCCAACCCUGGCUGCACCUUAUGAACCACCAGUAACCAUCUGGUUAAUUGUCUUUGGGGUGGUCAUUGGUCUGGUUGUCGUUGGAAUUAUUGCCUUGAUCAUCACUGGGCAAAGAGAUCGCAAAAAGAGAGCAAGAGAAAGCAGAGCUGAAGCAGGAUCAAAUCAUGAAGUGAACCCUUAUGGUGAAGAGGGAAGAAGCAACCUGGGCUUUGAGUCAGCUGAAGAGACACAAACAUCAUUUUAAAAGGUGUGGGUACACUAAGGGCUUCUGGAUUUUUUUCAUUUCACUUUUAACAAUAGUGCCUCAAAAAGGAGAAAAACACUGUGGAUGUUAUCAAACAAUGGCUUCUGGUUGACCAUUAAUCUACUGGUUCAUGGCCAAGGAACUAAAUCUGCUGUCAGUGUGGUAACUAGAAAACAUGCAUGGCUUUUGUACGAAUUAUGUGCAUAACAUUACACACCACUUGUGCUGCUUUCAUAUGUGUGCUGCAUCCAUCUUCUGUUUCCUGUGUAAAGAGAUACAAAGGCUUGGAAGUCUACAGUUGUAUACAGACCCCAAGAUAUACAAUACAUGAAAAUAACUCAUAUAUUCCUAAAGAACUUCUUGAUCUUUCCAGAUGGAAACCUCAGAAGUGUUUCUAAAGACAGUGAUGAAAAACCCUUGACUAUCAGAAGAACUUUGGUGAUAAAGAACUCAAUUUGAUAUAAUUGCAAUUUUUUGCACCUUCAAGAAAUCUGUAUCAAUGUAAAAUGGAUACUGGAUGAAGACUAACAAGAACUGAAGGUUUAUUAGAAAAUUAUAAGUUAUUUUUCUAACUCUUUGCUUGAUAAGUACUGUAGAGAUGAACCAGCCCAUACUCCCUAAAAAAAUAUAUAUAUAUUUUAUGUUGACAUUAAAAAUGGAAACUUCCUUAAUACUAAAUGA